AUGUCAGUUCCUCCAGUUUAUAUUGUUUCAGUUGCAAGAACUCCUAUUGGUUCAUUUCAAGGUGGUUUAUCAUCAUUAACUUAUUCAGAUUUAGGUUCAAUUGCCGUUAAAGCAGCGUUAGAAAAAGUUCCUCAAAUUAAACCAGAAGAUGUUGAUGAAAUUUUCUUUGGUGGUGUUUUACAAGCAAAUGUUGGUCAAGCACCAGCUAGACAAGUUGCUUUAAAGGCAGGUUUAAGUGAAUCAAUCGUUGCAUCUACAAUUAAUAAAGUUUGUGCUUCAGGUAUGAAAGCAACAAUUUUAGGAGCUCAAAAUAUAAUUUGUGGUACUAGUGAUAUAGUUAUUGUUGGAGGUGCUGAAUCAAUGUCAAAUACUCCAUAUUAUUUACCAUCAGCAAGAACUGGUGCUAGAUAUGGUGAUUCAUCAAUUGUAGAUGGUAUUCAAAAAGAUGGUUUAUUAGAUGUUUAUGACCAAAAAUUAAUGGGUGUUGCUGCUGAAAAAUGUGCAAAAGAACAAGAAUUUUCAAGAGAUGAACAAGAUGAAUUUGCAAUAAAUUCAUAUAAAAAAGCACAAGAAGCUGCUUCACAAGGUAAAUUCGAUUCAGAAAUUACACCAGUUACAAUUAAAGGUUUUAGAGGUAAACCAGAUACAAUUGUUUCACAAGAUGAAGAAAUUAAAAAUUUUAAUGAAUCAAAAUUAAAAUCAGCAAGAACUGUUUUUCAAAAAGAAAAUGGUACAGUUACUGCACCAAAUGCAUCAAAAUUAAAUGACGGUGGUGCUGCUUUAAUUUUAGUUUCUGAAUCAAAAUUAAAAGAAUUAAAUUUAAAACCAUUGGCUAAAAUUAUUGGUUGGGGUGAAGCAGCAAGAACUCCAAUUGAUUUUACAAUUGCACCAGCAUUAGCAAUUCCAAAAGCUUUAAAACAUGCAAAAAUUCCACAAGAUAAAAUUGAUUAUUUUGAAUUAAAUGAAGCAUUUUCAGUUGUUGGUUUAGCAAAUGCCAAAAUUUGUAAAAUUCCAAAUGAAAAAUUAAAUAAAUAUGGUGGUGCAGUUGCUUUGGGUCAUCCAUUAGGUUGUUCAGGUGCAAGAAUUAUUAUAACUUUAUUAUCAGUUUUGAAUCAAGAAGGUGGUAAAAUUGGUUGUGCUGGUAUUUGUAAUGGUGGUGGUGGUGCAUCAUCAAUUGUUAUUGAAAGAGUGGAUCAUGAUGAUUUUAAAUUGUAA
Molecule: messenger RNA, 1215 nt
Organism: Insectozyma verbasci
Lineage: Eukaryota; Fungi; Ascomycota; Pichiomycetes; Serinales; Debaryomycetaceae
Source: the annotation of a GenBank genome assembly